GCCCCCUGGAGCAACAAGCCAGCGUUCUGUUUUUACCCACAAUUCUGUGCACUGGAGGUGUUUUGUGAUUAAGAUGGCGGACUCCUCGAUCGAAAUCGUUGAAGGCUGCCGGCUUCCCGUACUGCGGAAAAAUCAAGAAAAUGAAGACGAGUGGCCAUUGGCUGAAAUUCUCAGUGUCAAAGAUAUUCCUGGGAGAAAGCUUUAUUAUGUCCACUAUAUUGACUUCAAUAAGCGACUGGAUGAAUGGGUGACUCCAGACCGCCUGGACUUGAAGAAGCUCCAGUUUCCCAAAAAGGAGGCAAAGACUCCAACGAAGAAUGGCCUGCCGGGGUCCCGCCCCAGCUCCCCAGAGAGAGAUGUGAGGAAGAGUCUAGAUCUCAACAUUCAGUCUGCUUCAGCUCCUUCAAGAGGCAAAACCCUCCCCACACCGAAGAGAAAAGCUGAAUCUGUCUCUUUGGCAGCACAAGUGACUGCAGCGACUCCAGUGCCUUCACUUCCAAGUUCUGCAGAGGCAAGUCAGGCCUCGGUCUAUCCAGCCAUGAGGGACCCCUCCUUCAGCAGUAAAUCCAGAGAAGAACAUGAGCAGCUCACCUCUCUCACCACAAAUGGCACAACACGUCGUCUUAUUCCUUCUCAGCCAGGGAGAAAAAGGAAAAAUUGUGGGGGGACGGACGAGAUGGUAAAGGUGUUCCAGAAUAACAACCCUCGCUGCUCCACCGUCUUUUUGCCACCAGGAGAGAUGGUAAAGGUGUUCCAGAAUAACAACCCUCGCUGCUCCACCGUCUUUUUGCCACCAGGAGAGGAUUCCCAGGACAGUUCUGAUGGCAUCCCCUCUGCCCCUCGCAUGACUGGUAGUUUAGUGUCAGACCGCAGUCACGAUGACAUCGUCACACGAAUGAAGAACAUAGACUGUAUUGAGCUGGGGCGGCACAGGCUAAAGCCAUGGUACUUCUCUCCAUACCCACAGGAGCUCACCACCCUCCCCAUCCUCUACCUUUGUGAAUUCUGUCUUAAGUACCUCAAGAGUCUCAAGUGUCUACAGAGGCACCUGACAAAAUGCAACCUUCGACACCCGCCAGGAAAUGAGAUCUAUCGCAAAGGAACUAUAUCCUUUUUUGAAAUAGAUGGCAGGAAAAACAAGACAUAUUCCCAAAAUUUGUGUUUAUUGGCCAAAUGCUUCCUGGACCACAAGACCCUGUACUACGACACAGAUCCUUUCCUCUUCUAUGUUAUGACAGAGUAUGACUCAAAGGGUUUCCACAUAGUUGGCUACUUCUCCAAGGAAAAGGAAUCAACAGAAGACUAUAAUGUGGCCUGCAUUUUGACUUUACCACCUUAUCAGAGAAGAGGCUAUGGCAAACUACUAAUUGAGUUCAGUUAUGAGCUUUCGAAAGUGGAAGGAAAGACGGGCACUCCAGAGAAGCCUCUGUCUGAUCUGGGUCUGCUUUCUUACCGCUCAUACUGGUCACAGACAAUUCUGGAGAUCCUCAUGAACCUCAAAUCAGAAAAUGGAGAACGGCCACAGAUCACCAUCAAUGAAAUCAGUGAGAUCACCAGUGUCAAGAAAGAGGAUGUGAUAUCAACUCUUCAAUACCUCAACCUCAUCAAUUAUUAUAAGGGUCAGUAUAUCCUCACCUUAUCAGAGGACAUAGUGGAAGGUCAUGAGCGGGCCAUGCAGAAGCGUCACCUCCGUAUUGACCCCAAAUGUUUGCAUUUUACUCCUAAAGACUGGAGCAAGAGGGGCAAGUGGUGAAGACUGUAAGAGGACUGCUGGCACGCAGCUAAUGUACCAUAUGCCCUGCUCACAAAGGAAUUCAGUUCAAGACCCUGUAACUGUUCCAUAUACAGACUUGACUUGAAAAUGAGCCUGUAAAAGAAGACAGAGACAGUUUAAUAUUGUUAAAGAUUCCACAGUCCACAUCUGCAAGUUAUGCGACUUAAUCUUACAAAUUUCAAAAUUCUGUGAAAUUCAUGUCAGUCUGUUACUUGUCUGUACGUGAGAACAGAGGAAUGUCUUUUUAAAUGGAAUUCUCUCCCACCAUUUGAAUAGAUCAUCAUAAAUAUGAAUAUUUUCGGUCAGUGCCAUGUUUUAUUACUUUGACCAAAAACAACAGUAUUCUACACACAAUUAUCAGCACUCCGUAAAGUGACACGAUCCUGUUCAUUUUCAGUGCAGAGCUGGUGACCUCUGGCAAUAUAAGCAAAAGAAGACCAUUGGUGACAGGCUACAUAUUUUUUUUCCAAUAGCUCUUGCUUUUUGGCCACAUACAGAUCGGCACAUUAGCAAAGAGUACACUUUGUUUUACAUUUAUUUUGUGCAAUAUUAGAAAAUAUAUAAAGAAGAAACAAUUUGUGGCCUUUACCAUUGCAGUUUGUGACCAAAACAAGCACUUAGCCUUUAUAAACUAAUAACUGUCAGUUUAGUUUUGGCGAGUAACCUUAUUUAAUAUAAAAAAAUAUAAUUUUAACAACUGGAUAAUGCCGACUAUCAACUUCUCUGUCUUGCUGACACAUGAAAGAUGCUGUUCGUUUGCAUUAAGUUUAACUUUUCUCGACUCUGCUGCAUAGCUGGAUAUGCCUACAUCCUGUCACCAAUGGUGACUGCCGCUCGUGUUGCUGGAAGUCGCCGGCUUUUCAGUGAAAAUUAUCAUGUCACACCUUGUCCCUGUGUGUUGCUGCUGGUGUAAACGGGGCUGAAUGGGUCCUUACAAUGUCAUUGUGUUUUACAUAAUAUAGACUUAAAUGUCUUUUCUACACUGGUAUUGCAUGGGUCUAGGAUCAAAUCCAAAGGGAAAUAUUUGAAUACAUCUACAGUUAUUCCUUUUUUUUUUUAACUGAAUGUUAACCAGCAAACACUGUCUGCAAAAAAUGGUCAUCUUUUAGGUAAAUAAAAAAUAAAUUGUAAA
Molecule: messenger RNA, 2906 nt
Organism: Onychostoma macrolepis
Lineage: Eukaryota; Metazoa; Chordata; Actinopteri; Cypriniformes; Cyprinidae
Gene: kat5b
Product: K(lysine) acetyltransferase 5b
Exons: 16
Coding region: 74-1753 (559 amino acids)
Biological process (GO): regulation of DNA-templated transcription
Molecular function (GO): histone acetyltransferase activity
Source: RefSeq, a predicted model, not a curated record